GAGGGAGUGCCCCAGGUUUCUGGUGAUAUGACAUGAUGACCAUCGUGUAAGGUCUCGAUGGCAAUGCAUCAGCUGAUGCGCCCCGCCCCCGAGUGGAGUUUAAGUUGUGAUGCCAAGUUGACAUGCUGUGCCUCGCCAUUUAUUCUAGAGGUACGGUAGCCUCAAUAAAAAGCGUCGUCAUAACUUCGUGCGUGUCGUUUCUCUUCGGUCGCCCGGAAUGAAGUUGUCUGUACCAGCCCUCCUGGCUGGAUUCUUCUCUCUGGCCCUAGUAGAUGCAGUUUCGGCGUCUCAAUGCCGCUGCACGUAUGGCGAAUCUUGCUGGCCGAGCGAUUCAGACUUCGCCCAGCUACACUCCCUGCUCUCUCAGCCUCUCGUCUAUCCAAAGCCAACCGCAUCCCCGUGCUACCCCUCGUCGAGCCCCUCGGGUAACUGCAGCGAAGUCCAGGAUAACUGGGCCAACGCCACGUGGCGAUCCGACUUACCUGGGAGCAUGGAGGAGCCUAACUGGGAGACGUUCACCCUCUCAAACGGCACCAUCGAGUCUUGCUACCUCGAGACGAACAUCACCGGAACAUGCGAGCAGGGAAAUGUACCAGUCGUGGCCGUUGAUGCCCGUAUGGCUUCCGAUAUACAAGCAGCCGUGAACUUCUCGGUAACGCAUAAUCUGAGGAUGGUCGUCAAGAACACAGGACACGAUUACAUUGGUCGGAGUGCGGGAAAAGGAGCGCUGAUGGUUUGGACCCACAACAUGAAGAACAUCUCGUAUGACUCUGCAUUUGUGCCCGAGGGAGCGCCAUCGUCUGAAACCUACAAUGCUUUCACGUUUGGUGCCGGCGUCCAAUGGUUUGAAGCUUACGACGCUGCCGAGAAGGAAGGUCGCCAUAUCGUCGGCGGCUUGGGAGUUACCGUCGGCACAACGGGUGGAUGGAUCCAAGGCGGAGGCCAUAGUUCCUUGUCGCCCACCUACGGACUGGGGGUCGAUAACGCAGUUCAAAUGACCGUGGUCGUCUCGACCGGCGAGCACCUCACCGUCAACGCUCACCAACACACGGAUCUAUUCUGGGCUCUCCGCGGCGGAGGUGGGGGGACAUAUGGCAUCCUCACGUCCGUCACGUACCGAACCUACCCCGUCGUACCCGUUGUAGCGGCUUCCUUCUCAGCGAACUCUACGAACACGUCCCUCCUCCAAGGCUUGUUCACCUCUAGUUUCGGGAUGUUACCCUCACUGGGUGACGCUGGCUGGGGUGGCUACGGAAUCCUCUCAAACACCACCCUCAGCUUCUUCUACAUGUCUCCGAAUGUCUCAUGGGCACAGGCCAACGAGACCUGGGAGCCGUUCUUUUCGCAAGCGGAGAACCUCACGCAAGCCGGUUUAAGUAUCGUGGGUGCGACAACGAUGAAUUUCUCGUCGUUCUACACGUUAUGGGACGAAGCUGGGCUCUCGCCAGUGCAACAAGGUGGUGGAGCCAUGGUUCUCGGCAAUCGCCUCAUUCCUCAACAGGCUAUCGAAUCGAACAACACCGGGCUGACUAAGGCACUCCUGGAGGUAAUACCCGACGUGUCGUGGAAUUCCGUCGCAGGAGGAAAAGUAGCGGAGGCCGACCCUGAUUCCGCCGGGUUGAAUCCAGCGUGGCGAAAGGCGCUUGUAUCGAUAAACUGGGGUGCAACCUGGGACGACGGCACAGACGCACAGGAGAUUACGGGUCUCCUCAACACCGUUAAAGAGCAGGAGGCCAGCAUACGGGCACUGAUGCCCGAAUCAGGUUGCUAUUUUAACGAGGCAUCUCCAUUUGAAGCCGAUUUCCAAUACACAUUCUUCGGCGACCACUAUGCAAAGUUGAAGUCUAUUAAGGACCAAUAUGAUCCACACGGUUUGUUCGUCGUAAGGCAGGGAGUUGGAUCCGACGAGUGGAAUGACGACUUGACAUGCCGAGUCAAGUAGGUUCGAUUUACCAUAUGCACCUUUUGCAACAUAUACCAGGUCUCACCUGUCGCAUACGUCGAUAUACCGUUAGCCAUCCCUAAUGACAACCUUGAUACGGUCUUCUUAUACGCGCUCAUUGUAUGACAGAAGAGUACAUUGCC
This is a messenger RNA of Coniophora puteana RWD-64-598 SS2, 2085 nucleotides long. Its product is annotated as FAD binding domain-containing protein. Gene Ontology annotation, molecular function: oxidoreductase activity; FAD binding. The transcript is spliced from 6 exons. Lineage: Eukaryota; Fungi; Basidiomycota; Agaricomycetes; Boletales; Coniophoraceae. The record is from RefSeq and is a predicted model, not a curated record. Bases 218 to 1942 code for a protein of 574 amino acids.